This is a messenger RNA of Aspergillus melleus, 2295 nucleotides long. RefSeq names its product cullin culA (gene culA). Gene Ontology annotation, cellular component: SCF ubiquitin ligase complex. The coding region runs from base 1 to 2295 and encodes 764 amino acids. Gene Ontology annotation, molecular function: ubiquitin protein ligase binding. The transcript has 6 exons. NCBI's taxonomy places the organism in Eukaryota, Fungi, Ascomycota, Eurotiomycetes, Eurotiales, Aspergillaceae. The record is from RefSeq and is a predicted model, not a curated record. Gene Ontology annotation, biological process: SCF-dependent proteasomal ubiquitin-dependent protein catabolic process; protein ubiquitination.
AUGCCUCCUUUGAUCCCGCAGACGCCUCACAAGGACGAUCUUGAUGAAACAUGGACGUUCUUGGAAAAGGGCAUCGACAGCGUGAUGCUGAAGUUGGAGGACGGGGUGGAUAUGAAGACUUACAUGGCCUUAUAUACCGCGGUUCAUAACUUUUGCACGUCGCAAAAGGCAGUCGGAGGUAACCCGAGCUUAAACGCACACCGUGGUGCACACCUACUAGGUGAGGAGCUGUACAAGCUGCUAGGGGAAUACCUUUCGCGUCACCUCGAUGCGGUCCAUAAUGAAUCCCAAGGUCAUACCGAAGAAGCGCUGCUUGCCUUCUACAUCCGCGAAUGGUCUCGUUAUACGACUGCGGCCAAGUACAUAAACCACCUUUUCAGAUACCUCAACCGUCACUGGGUAAAACGGGAAAUUGAUGAGGGCAAAAAGAACGUAUACGACGUUUAUACUCUGCACUUGGUCAAGUGGAAGGAUGAUUUCUUCCUCAAGGUUCACGACAAGGUUAUGGAAGCAGUCUUGAAUCUCGUCGAAAAGCAGCGGAACGGCGAGACCAUCGAACAAUCUCAGAUCAAGAGUAUCGUCGAUUCAUUCGUUUCGUUGGGUCUGGACGAGAAUGACAGUACCAAGUCCACCUUGGAAGUCUACCGCUUCUAUUUCGAACGGCCGUUCAUCACCGCCACAAGAAACUACUACGAAAACGAGUCCCGGCAAUUCGUGGCAGAGAACAGUGUGGUUGAAUACAUGAAGAAGGCAGAAACCCGUCUUGACGAGGAAAAAGCCCGUGUUGGCUUGUACCUGCACCCCGAUAUUUCCAAGCAUCUCACGGAUACAUGCUUGGACGUCCUUGUCACUGCUCAUUCCGAGCUUCUCCGGGACGAGUUUCAGGUUCUUCUGGAUAAUGAGCGCCAGGACGACCUGGCCCGUAUGUACCGACUCUUGUCACGCAUCAAAGAAGGUCUGGACCCUUUGCGAACGAAAUUCGAGACGCAUGUCAGGAAGGCUGGCCUUGCUGCGGUCGAGAAGGUUGCGGCGGAAGGCGAGGCGUUUGAGCCCAAGAUGUAUGUGGAUGCGUUGUUGCAGGUUCACACCAGGUACCAAAGUCUGGUGAACGAGGCUUUCAACGGCGAGUCCGAGUUUGUCCGAUCUUUGGACAACGCGUGCCGAGAGUUCGUCAACCGUAAUAAGAUCUGUGCCUCCAGUUCGACGAAGUCGCCGGAGCUGCUGGCCAAGUACACCGACUCAUUGCUCAAGAAGGGGUCAAGAGCUGCCGAAGAGUCGGAGGUCGAAGAGAUGCUGGUACAAAUCAUGACUGUCUUCAAGUACAUUGAAGAUAAGGAUGUGUUCCAGAAAUUCUACUCCAAAAUGCUGGCCAAGCGAUUGGUACAUGUCAGCUCGGUGUCGGACGAUGCGGAAACCAGUAUGAUCAGCAAACUCAAGGAAGCCUGCGGUUUCGAAUAUACGAAUAAGCUGCAGCGUAUGUUCCAGGACAUUCAAAUUUCGAAGGACCUCAACGCCAGCUACAAGGACUGGCAGGAGAGGGCACUGGACGACGACGAUCGGAAGAGGCUGGUCGAUACCCAUUUCCAGAUCCUAGGAACUGGAUUCUGGCCCCUUCAGGCACCCUCGACGGACUUCUUAGCACCGCCGGAAAUUGUCAAGACUGCCGAACGCUUCCAAAGCUUUUAUUUCGACAAGCACAACGGUCGCAAGUUGACUUGGCUUUGGCAAUUGUGCAAGGGUGAAAUCAAGACGAAUUACAUCAAGAACACCAAAGUUCCCUACACUUUCCAGGUGUCAACCUUCCAAAUGGGUAUCCUAUUGCUGUUCAACGAAAAUGAUACUCUAGAAUAUUCCGAUAUUCAAAAGGCCACGUCUCUCGCCCCGGAAAUCCUCGAGCCAAACUUGGGUAUCCUCCUCAAGGCCAAAGUUCUUAUCAUUGGCCCAGAGGGUUCCAAACCGGGACCUGGGACGACAUUCUCCUUGAACUACAACUUCAAGCACAAGAAGAUCAAAGUGAACCUAAACAUUCAGAUCAAGUCCGAGCAGAAGGUCGAAUCGGACGACACGCACAAGACGAUAGAGGAGGACCGUAAGCUGCUGCUUCAGUCUGCCAUCGUUCGUAUUAUGAAAUCGCGAAAGAAGAUGCGACACGUCCAGCUCGUCCAAGAGGUGAUCCAGCAAGUGAAAUCCCGCUUCCCCCCCAAGGUUCCCGACAUCAAGAAAAAUAUCGAGGCUCUCAUGGAGAAGGACUAUAUAGAGCGUUUGGAUGGCGACGAAAUAGCCUACAUUGCAUAA